Molecule: messenger RNA, 1680 nt
Organism: Orbilia oligospora ATCC 24927
Lineage: Eukaryota; Fungi; Ascomycota; Orbiliomycetes; Orbiliales; Orbiliaceae
Exons: 5
Coding region: 1-1680 (559 amino acids)
Biological process (GO): aspartyl-tRNA aminoacylation
Cellular component (GO): cytosol; aminoacyl-tRNA synthetase multienzyme complex; cytoplasm
Molecular function (GO): RNA binding; ATP binding; aspartate-tRNA ligase activity
Source: RefSeq, a predicted model, not a curated record
AUGUCGUCCGAAGCAUCUUCGUCAAAGGCUCCAGAGCAGCCCCUCGAGGCUGGUGUUGAAAAACUUGCUGUUCAAGAGGAUGUCCCACUCGGCGAGGACGGUAAACCUCUUUCGAAGAAUGCUUUGAAGAAGCUCCAAAAGGAUAAGGAAAAGGCGGAAAAGGCUGCGAAACGAGCAGAGCAAGAAGCUGCCGCUAAAGCUGCACGUGAAGCCGCCAAUGUCGACACUGCCUCAGAAAACUACGGGAAGCUCCCGUUAAACCGUUCUACUGAACGUACCGGUGCUGCCAGAAUUGCUUUCGGUGGCCUUAAUGCGGGUGAUGAGGGCAAGCAAGUUCUGUUCCGAGCUAGGGUCCACAAUGCCCGUGCACAGGGUAACAAGAUGACCUUCUUGGAAUUGAGACAGCAGCACCAGACUAUCCAGGCCCUGUUGUCAGUCCAGGCCGAUGGUAGUGUUUCGAAACAGAUGGUCAAAUGGGCCUCUUCUAUCAGUUUAGAGUCAAUUGUCCUUGUCCAUGGUGUCGUCGCAAAACCCUACGAACCAAUCAAGUCGACUACUGUCCAAGAUGUUGAGAUUCAUAUCUCUAAAUUAUUCAUAAUCUCGGAAGCUGGACCAUUACCCAUUCAGAUCGAGGAUGCUUCCAGAUCAGAAGAAGAAGCCCAGAAACUCGGCCUUCCAAUCACCUCUCUAGCUACCAAGCUCGACAACAGAGUAAUUGAUUUCCGAACUGUUACAAACCAAGCCAUCUUCAGAGUAUCGAGUGGUGUAUGCGGGCUUUUCAAGGAAUUCUUGUCCGCCCGUGGGUUUGUGGAAGUUCAUACCCCUAAGCUUCUCGGUGCUCCUAGUGAAGGUGGCGCCAACGUCUUCGAGGUUACUUAUUUCAAUAGGAAGGCGUACCUCGCACAGAGCCCCCAGUUGUAUAAGCAGAUGCUUAUUGCUGGUGACUUUGAGAGGGUUUUCGAAAUUGCACCUGUUUUCAGAGCCGAGGAUAGCAAUACGCCUCGUCAUAUGACAGAGUUCACCGGUCUCGAUCUGGAAAUGGCAUUCGAGGAACACUACCACGAAGUCAUGGAACUCAUUGGAGAGAUGCUUAUCUUUAUCUUCAAUGGAUUGAAGGAGAGAUUCGCCGAGGAGAUCGCUACCGUUAGGAAGCAAUAUCCAGUCGAAGAAUUCAAAAUUCCAAAGGACGGCAAACCUCUCGUAUUGACAUUCGCUGAGGGCAUCAAAAUGCUCCAAGAGGCUGGCCGCGAGGUUGAACCACUUGAAGACUUAAGCACCGAAAACGAGAAAUUCCUUGGGCAACUGGUUCUUGAGAAGUACGAUACCGACUUCUAUAUUCUCGAUAAGUUCCCAUUGAGUGUUCGACCUUUCUACACCAUGCCCGAUCCUAGUGAUCCCAACUACUCAAACUCUUAUGACUUCUUCAUGCGUGGUCAGGAAAUUUUGUCCGGUGCCCAGCGUGUUCACGACUCUGGACUAUUGGCAGAGCGGAUGAAGAAUCUAGGGGUCGACCCGACCAGCCCUGGUCUUGUCGACUACGUCGAUGCCUUCAAAUAUGGUGCCCCACCACACGCUGGUGGCGGUAUCGGUCUCGAGAGAGUCGUUUUCCUCUGGUUAGGACUUGGAAACAUCAGACGAGGCAGCGCAUUCCCCCGUGACCCACAGAGGUUGAGGCCGUAA